Messenger RNA from Melanotaenia boesemani (Boeseman's rainbowfish), 1220 nucleotides. RefSeq names its product homeobox protein Mohawk-like. The record is from RefSeq and is a predicted model, not a curated record. Lineage: Eukaryota; Metazoa; Chordata; Actinopteri; Atheriniformes; Melanotaeniidae. Gene Ontology annotation, biological process: muscle organ development; regulation of transcription by RNA polymerase II; cell development. The transcript has 6 exons. Bases 1 to 1215 code for a protein of 404 amino acids. Gene Ontology annotation, cellular component: nucleus. Gene Ontology annotation, molecular function: RNA polymerase II cis-regulatory region sequence-specific DNA binding; DNA-binding transcription factor activity, RNA polymerase II-specific.
AUGGACAAAGUUGCUGCAAUGAAGUCUGAUACUCUGCCUCAUCUGGACGACAGCAGGAGAGCUGAGGAGAGGAGCAGGCUGAACACUGCAGACUCACCUCAGACGAGUUUAACAGAUGGACAGAACACAGACCCGCUGCAAUGCCAGGAGACUUCUGAAAACAGCUCUGCCUUAAAGUACAGAAGAUAUGGGUCUCGUCUGAGUGGAGUCAAAGUUCGCCACAAGAGACAGGUGCUGCAGGACAUGGCUCGGCCACUGAAACACUGGCUGUACAAGCACCGCGACAACCCCUACCCAACAAAGACCGAGAAGGUCCUUCUUGCUCUGGGCUCACAUAUGACGCUAGUACAGGUCUCCAACUGGUUUGCAAAUGCCAGACGAAGGCUGAAGAACACUGUGAGGCAGCCAGACCUAAGCUGGGCCGUGAGGAUCAAACUGUACAAUAAGUACAUCCAGGGAAACGCUGAAAGGCUGAGUGUGUGCAGUGAUGACACAGAAUCAGAUGAUGAAGAGUGUACACUACAGCCUAUCAGCCAGUCAAACUUUGGCAGGUCGUCUUCUCACAAGGGUGUGCUUGAGAAACAAGGCAGCGUCCUCGCCAUUGCUGACUGCACCAACAGCGAUGACAACACAUCUCCUCCAUCCAAGUACAAGAGCAGCUUACUGAAUCGCUAUCUGAACGACACUCUGCGACACGUGAUGGCAGCAAAAGCCGACGGGAUCGCCUCAACAUGCAAAAGGAGAAGCCACUCUGAGUCGUUCAGCUCCAAUGAAUGUGAUCAAGAUGUUGUCUCUCCGGCUUCGUCCUAUGAGACAGAGGCCAACUUCAUCUACCAAAUGGGUGAGAGAUAUACAGUUGAUUAUACUUCAACUAAGACUGACAGGGACCAGAAGCAGAGCCGGAGCCCACAAGGAUGUGACCAAGGCUGGAGGGAGAUCCAUGCCGCUGUGGCCCUCACCAGCUUAGCACGGGGGCAGAGUUCCACCGCAGACCAGAGCAGCACUCCUGUGCCCAGCGCUGCCAUGGGGCAGAGCUGUGCCAGAGAUCCUGUCUGCUUAUCAACGACCACUAUAACAGACAGGAUGUGGGUCAGCGGACCUGCAACAGGCCUGACGCAGAGCACAGGGACCACUCUCACAAGCCGCAUCAUCCAGAAAUCCUGUCAUAUCUCUGAGGUUCAGACUGUCAAAGUUACCCUGGCAAACAGCAGAUAGGCCCG